Messenger RNA from Acromyrmex echinatior (Panamanian leafcutter ant), 902 nucleotides. RefSeq names its product TM2 domain-containing protein 1 biscotti (gene bisc). NCBI's taxonomy places the organism in Eukaryota, Metazoa, Arthropoda, Insecta, Hymenoptera, Formicidae. The record is from RefSeq and is a predicted model, not a curated record.
CGAGUGAUACGAUAUUUCCGAACGCAGUCUUGUUUGUGUAAAGUGGUGUGUUUUGAAACACGAGGAUGUAAAUGUUGUCAUCCGUCCCGUGUUCGCGGAUGUAACGGAUGUAACGGGUAAUGUCGAGUAAAAUGAAACGAUAUGUCUCAUUCGACGCAACUUUUUAGCGGGCUGCUCAUCCUUCUGUCGGUGAUCGUACUGUGCGAUGGCGCGGACACGUAUGAGAUCGACUGCAAUAACCUGCGAAUGGGACAGUACAUUUGUCCUCAUCCUGAUUACGAUUUCAUAGAUCCAAAAACGCAGCAACCCCGCGGCUGCACUAAAGAAAACAAGGCCAAAGUGCUAUGUUUAGCUGCCGAUGGCCUUAUUUGUACAGAAACUAAGAAUAACACUUUCAAGAAAGAUAUACCUUGCAAAUGGACAAAUGGAUAUUCAUUUGAGACAUCAUUACUGCUAUCGAUAUUUCUUGGUAUGUUCGGCAUAGAUCGAUUUUAUCUUGGAUAUCCUGCUCUAGGCUUGCUCAAGCUGAGCACGUUGGGAUUUCUUUUUCUUGGCCAGUUCGCCGAUGUCAUUCUGAUAGCUACGCAAAUCGUAGGACCGGCGGACGGUUCACACUACGUGAUGCCAUAUUACGGUGCCGGAAUUAACAUCAUAAGGAGCAACAAUUUUACAUACAGAGUACCACAAUAUGAUUGCUAAGAGAAAAUAGUAUAUUCAAAGCCAAUUGUAAAUGACGACUUUUCUAUACACGCACACGCGCGCGCGUGUGCGUGUGCGUGUGUAUGUAUAUAAUUGUAUACUAAUCUCUGUUUUCGUCGCAAGCAAUAGUUGCGUUCAGAAAUGUCGCUCGGAUGCUUCCGAUUCAUCAUCUGUCCUUGUUUAAUAUUUAAUAUUAAUAUUUA